CUUAAGUAUCUAUCCUAGAUAUUUAGACAUUAUUUUGUAAAUCAAUAUUAGUUUUGAAUUGUUUACAUUUUCUGUCUCACCCACUGAAGGUUUCUUCUGAUCAGGGAGAAAACAACAAAUCAGACAGAAUGUUUUAUGCUGCGAUCUUUGCUCUUCUUGCAACCUCCACUCUAGCUGCCUCUCAGCUUCACUACUCCUUCUCCCCAGCGGUGGGAUCAGGAAGCGGCGCUUCGUACAGCAUCACAGGAGAGGGCAGGAUCACUGCCAUCCGAGUGUGGGAGCACACUGGCAACCUCGUCUACGGCAUCCAGUUCCGCUAUGGCUUCAUCUGGUCCCCGGCCAUUGGUCACAGAUAUGGCUCACCCAUGGAGAUGGAGCUCUACGAUGGUGAAGCCAUCAUCCAAGUGUCUGGGAAGUAUAACCAUUACGUGCAGUCGGUGGUGUUUACAACAAACAGGGGCCGCACACUGCACGCAGGCCACCCCUCAGGCUUCUCCUUCAACAUGUAUCCCACCAGCCCCGAGGCUGAGCUGUGCUUCAUCAGCGGCCGGGUCCACGGAGCCCUCACCUCCAUCGCAACACACUGGGCCGUCGUCCAAUCACCUAUCCAAUCAUCUAACAGCACCGAGGCCUGAGUCCAGUUGUGCGCUUUGUUUAUUUCUCGUAUGACACAAAAUUGAACCUUCUCCUGCUCAGCUUAAAUGCAUUUUGCUGAAAAUAUCUUGUCUGUCAAAGUGUCUGUCUUUGUUUGAUUUUCAUGCACAGUAUGUAUGAGUGAAGGAUUACAGAAGAGAAGGCUUUCAGAAACACGUGUACUGUGUAGUUGUUUAAUGAUGAUAAUUUGUUUUGAUCUGAAUUGGCUUCAUUUUUUCAUUUUACCUUCAUAUCUGUAACCACGGUGAUCCCGUCCUUGUUUGAAAAAUGUACGAGGUCAGGUGUUAAAAAAAUAAAAAUGAAUGGCUUGCAAAUCAAAAAUUUUACAGCUUUUUUCCUGUACUUUUUGCAGAUUUUCCCCAGUAUUUUUUGUAA
Molecule: messenger RNA, 1029 nt
Organism: Acanthopagrus latus (yellowfin seabream)
Lineage: Eukaryota; Metazoa; Chordata; Actinopteri; Spariformes; Sparidae
Product: zymogen granule membrane protein 16-like
Exons: 4
Coding region: 129-635 (168 amino acids)
Source: RefSeq, a predicted model, not a curated record